AUGGAUUCGUGGCGGGUGCUCUUCCCGUGGUGCAAGUGGCUGCGCGGGCACAGCUGUUGGCUGCUGGUGACAUUGCCUAAGCACCAGCGCAACGCCAGUUCCGACUUGCUACCAAAGAUCCGGGAAUCUCUAAUUCUAUUGUCAAUUGUGGCAGCAGCGGACCAUCUGGUAUUCUGUGACAUCUUGCGUGAAACAUGUGGUGUAGAUGGCGACCUCAACAAGUUUGACAGUCUCCGCGUCAUCUUCGUAUUGGACGACCACACCAGCCGCUCGCUUCUGUGGCCCGAGACAGUGUACAAAGCACUGUUGGCUUGGGACGGAGAUACAAUUAUGAGUGAAGAGUUCCUCUUGGUGAAGGAGGAACUCAAGAGGAUCGCCGAGAAGAAAUUGGGGAUAAUUGUUCCGGACACAGCCAUCCCGUUCUGUCUCCAUUUCGCACCUCGAAAUAUUAAUUUGGUGGGUCUGCAACAAUAUCUCCAGAGCGUGCAACGAUCUUUCGUCUUUGAGGCCAUGCAAUUAAAUUUGAGAGACUUUGAAUUGAACGAGUCGGUAGCACGAGCGUUAACGGAGCUGGUGAUGUUUGGAGCCAAGAUAUCGUGUCUACAGCUGCCGUUAAAGUCGACAGACUUCUUGUCCGAAGACGAGUGUCCUCGCCAGCCUCUUGCAGAUUGUCUACUGGCUGUUACGGGAGGAGGACCACGCACUCGAUUGUUCUCGACUGUAGCAGAGCAACCAUACUACAAAGCUGGGAGCCAUAGAAGCAAAGUGGAGACGAUCGUGGUGAAUGACGUGGAUAUUGACGAUCGGCGGUUCGCAGCACUGUGUUCGACGUUACGUGGAGCAUCAAAUGUGAGAGAACUUGUUCUGGAGUCUGUAUUUACCCAAGACGCUCGAGAGCGGCGUGCUCUCAAGUGGAAGUGGUUAGCAUAUGCUCUAUUCACUCCAACCCGCUAUAAAACAUCAGUGAAAAAGCUCGCUAUCACGGAGUCACAACUUCUAGUUGAUGACGUUGUAGCCAUCUCGUCCCUCGUGAGCACAUGUAACCCAGCACAAGAACUAUUUGAUCCUUUGUGGGCUGAACACGAGGCCAGUCAACGUGUCAAACAGUCCAACAAGAGCCAAGACAACGACCAACCCAAGUGGGAAACCAGCAAGUUGGAAGAAAUGGUGCAAUUAAAGAAAGACACGGUGGUGUAUCUCGAGCCUCUGUGCACUCAGGAAGAGUGGCUGCAGUCCUCAGUGGUGCUAGAACAGGACGCAGAGUUCGCAUUAAUGAGCGCCAAUGACGAGUGGCUGGAAGUUCUCGUGCCAGGGUACGGCAAAUGCUGGGUAGACCCACGCGUCGCACACGAUCGGUACGUAUCCAACUCAGAGUCGUACAAUUGGAGAGGCAUUACGGAUCUGAGUCUGGUCACGCAGGUAGCGAAGAGCUCGACGGAUAAAGUACUGAUCCAGUUCUUCCAGUUAAUUGGUCACGAUCUAGUUAACCUCGUGCUGCAUACCAAUUUAUUACGUGAACAAGGCCUCGGUUCGAUCCUCCGGUCGUGUCCCAAUCUUAAGAGACUGGAACUUAACGGUGCCCAAGUGGAAGAUAUGUUCGUCUUCACCCAUGGAUACGACGUGGGGUAUUGUCAGCUCGAGGCUCUUGCUAUUGAGCGCUAUCGAGUGAGACCAAGGAGCUUAAAAGAGUUCGCAAAAGUGCUUAGUGACGCUGACCGAGAAGCUGCACGACACAUACGGGAGCUGUGUAUCGGGAAAGUACGUCUUCAAGACAUUGACGUCGCUAUCGCAGAGUACGAAACGAUGAUUGAGGCGUUCGCGAGGAUGCUGGAUACGAACCGAACGCUGGAAGUUUUGAGGUUUUAUGUCCAAGGAGACUUCUACACGCGCUUUGUCAAGAGCUUUACGGCGCAUAACGGAGAGCAAUUACCAGCUGAGGAGUUGUCAAAGACACGCAAACUUGCGUUUAUUAGUGCUCUUGACACUGCCAAGAAGACACGGUUAGAGGGAAAGGCGGUGCGUUUGAUCUUUAAGUACGCAGCACGGCGUGUGACUCGAGAAAUCUCCAUCUUGAACUACUGA
Phytophthora infestans T30-4 is the source of this 2082-nucleotide messenger RNA. RefSeq lists its product as uncharacterized. The coding region runs from base 1 to 2082 and encodes 693 amino acids. NCBI's taxonomy places the organism in Eukaryota, Oomycota, Peronosporomycetes, Peronosporales, Peronosporaceae. The transcript is spliced from 3 exons. The record is from RefSeq and is a predicted model, not a curated record.